Astyanax mexicanus (Mexican tetra) is the source of this 4832-nucleotide messenger RNA. RefSeq names its product erythrocyte membrane protein band 4.1 like 2 (gene epb41l2). The transcript has 25 exons. Gene Ontology annotation, cellular component: plasma membrane; cytoskeleton. The record is from RefSeq and is a predicted model, not a curated record. The coding region runs from base 173 to 3532 and encodes 1119 amino acids. Lineage: Eukaryota; Metazoa; Chordata; Actinopteri; Characiformes; Acestrorhamphidae. Gene Ontology annotation, biological process: cortical actin cytoskeleton organization. Gene Ontology annotation, molecular function: actin binding; structural molecule activity.
GAGUUGUGUGAGAGUGUGAGUGAGUGUGCGUAUCACUACGUUGGCUCUUCUCCCAGAAGCUUUUCUCGGGCUGGGAUUUUUUUUUCACGUUUUUGAAUAUUUCGGGAAUUUCUUCAAGCGAAGUUUUUUGCUGAAUUCGGCUGUAAAGGCAGCAGCAGUGUGACUGGGCGUCAUGACUACAGAGGUGGGUUCAGAACCUGAAGUGAAGAAGGAGCCGGAGAAGAGUUCAGAGGAAGCGCAGGCCGAACAGCAGCAGCAGCUGGCCGAGCAGCCGGCCGAGCCCAGCGAGAGUGAACCCAGCGCAGCCGCAGAGCCACAGCCUACCCCCACUGACUCCACUAAGCCUGACAACACUGACCAGCAGGAGAACGCGGAAGCGGAGCCCUCAAGCCCACCCCCAUCCAGCGGGCAGAAGAAAGAGAAGGGCAUCUCCCGCUUUCUGCCUCCAUGGCUUAAACGGCAGAAGUCCCACAGCCAGGUGGAGCCCAAAGAAAGCUCCUCCCCUACAGACACGCCCAACCAAACACUGACCGAGAAACAGGAAGAGGAGGAGAAAGAGGAGGAGGAAGCGGAAGCAGCAGAGGAACAGGUGGGGAAAGCACCAGAAGAAGCAGAAAAACGACAGGAAGAGGCGGGGCCAAAGGAAGAGGGGGAGGCAGUGUCUCCAGUCGUAGAGCAGCCGGCGGAAACUAAGGAGGUGAAGGCAGAAGUGAAAGAGGAGGUGAAGGCGGAGGAGGUGCAAGCAGAGAAUAACUCCGUGGGCAGUGUAGAGACACAGCCUGCGAAGGAGGAGAAAGAGGGAACCUCCGCAGAGAAGAAGGGAGAGAAAGGAGGUGAAGAAGUGCAGGAGAGCAGCGUUCUGUCUCCUCUGAAGCUGGGAAAGAAAAUGAAGAUUGUGGUGUGUCACGUGACCUUGCUGGAUGGCACCCAGUUCCCAUGUGAAGUGGAGAAACGAGCGAAGGGUCAGUACUUGUUCUUUAAGGUGUGUGAGCAUCUGAACCUGCUGGAGAAAGAUUACUUCGGCCUGAGCUUCAAAGACAACGCUGACCAGAGGUGCUGGCUAGAUCCCACUAAGGAGAUCAAACGUCAGAUCCGCAAUUCACAGUGGCAGUUCGCCUUCAAUGUGAAGUUUUACCCGCCUGACCCCUCCCAGCUGACUGAAGACAUAACCAGGUAUCUGCUGUGUCUGCAGCUGAGGCAGGACGUGUCCUCGGGCCGCUUGCCGUGUUCGUUUGUUACCCACGCUCUGCUGGGCUCGUACACACUGCAGGCCGAGCUCGGAGACUAUGACCCCGAGGAACAGCGGCUGGACUCCAUCGCCGACUUCCAGUUCGCUCCCAGUCAGACCAAGGAGCUGGAGGAGAAAGUGGUGGAGCUCCACAAAUCACACAGGGGGAUGACUCCAGCACAGGCUGAUGUUCAGUUUUUGGAAAAUGCAAAGAAGCUCUCUAUGUAUGGCGUCGACCUCCAUCACGCAAAGGAUUCGGAGGGAGUGGAUAUCAUGCUGGGAGUGUGUGCUAAUGGCCUACUGAUCUAUAAGGAUCGUCUGAGGAUCAACCGCUUCGCCUGGCCUAAAAUCCUCAAAAUCUCCUACAAACGCAGCAACUUCUACAUCAAGAUCCGACCGGGAGAGGCGGAGCAGUUUGAGAGCACAGUGGGCUUUAAACUCCCCAACCACCGUGCCGCCAAGAGGGUCUGGAAAGUCUGCGUGGAGCAUCAUACCUUCUUCAGGUUGACGAACCCGGAGCAGCCCACCAAGUCAAAGUUCCUGACUCUCGGUUCGAAGUUCCGCUACAGCGGCCGGACACAGGCUCAGACGCGGCAGGCCAGCACUCUGAUCGACCGGCCGGCACCGUACUUUGAAAGAACCUCCAGCAAGCGCAUCUCACGCAGUCUGGAUGGAGCUCCAGUGAUCAGUGUGAGUGAUCAUGGCCACAUGCUGGAUUCUGCACGCACCCCUGGCUCUGGAGAGAAUGGACAUGACCCCGCCCUCGAGCUCUCAUCUGACUCAAAGAGUCCACAGGUGGAGGAAGAGGCGGAGCCUGGCAAGGGCGCGGUAGCCGGCGCAGUCCCAGCAGAGCUACCGUUUGAGACCGGAACAGACGGAGCUGAUUCCUCUGAAACUAAGAGCAAGCUGAGAGUGCAGGGAGAGAAUAUAUAUGUGAGACAUAGCAAUCUAAUGCUGGAGGAUCUGGAUAAGACUCAGGAGGAUGUUUUGAAGCAUCAGGCUAGCAUUAGCGAGCUAAAGCGCAGUUUUAUGGAGGCGGCUCCAGAGCCCCGGCCCAGUCAGUGGGAAAAGCGUCUGACGGGCAGUCCCGCUACCGGCCUGCGACUGCAGGCGCAAGGGAGUUUAGAAGAGGAGUUAACCUCUCUGUUUUUGAGUAAAGCCCGUUUCACUGGCCUGGCUGCUUCCUACAGUACCGCUGCUGCUCCAGCAGAGAGCGCUGUCACUGCAUCCUCUGAGAAAGGCAACGUCCACCUCGGGACCGUCUCAUCUGCUGAGAGCAGGAACAUCGACCAGAGCGCGGAGGACAAACUGAAUUCCGAGAUUAACGGUCAGCCCGAGGUCAUAGAGGUCGUGGAAGAAACCGUUGUUAUUGAGGAAGUGGUCAAAGCAGCCAAGCCCAAGAGCUCCGCCCCUGAGGUGUCGGUCACUGUCGCGUCUUCAGCAACAGAGGAAGUGCCGGAGGUGAAAGAAGAGGAGGAGAAGAGCGCUUCCUCGGACAGCGAGAGUGAAGAGGAGGCAGAGUUUCACCCGCAGAGCCCCUCGGACUCCGCCCACCACAUCCAAGAAGAGCCAGAAGAGGAGCAAGAGCAGAGCCAGAAAGCUCCGCCCACUAAUGCAGAGCCACAGCAAGAUGCGGAGCCUGAAACAACUGACAAAGUGGAGGCGGUUGUCAAUCAACAGAAAGAAGAAGAUGAGAAAACACCUGGAGAAGAAACAGUGGUGGCUCCAGAGGAUGCACCCAAUGGCCACCACGUCCAGGACGGCGAAGAAGCCCUGACCUCUCUGGGCGCAGUUGCCGAAGAAGAGGAGGAGCUAGAGCCUUGUGUUGUCAACGGCGACGCAUCUCACGCAGAAACAGAGCGUGUGCCACAGGUGAUCUGUUGCUCGGAGCCCCCGGUGGUGAAGACUGAGAUGGUGACCAUUUCAGACACGUUUGCAGCUCAGAAAACCGAAAUCGCCACCAAGGAGGUUCCGAUCGUUCACACAGAAACUAAGACCAUCACUUACGAAGCAGCCCAGUUGGACGGUACUGGAGAUGGAGAGCCAGGCGUUCUAAUGACCGCCCAGACCAUCACCUCAGAGUCACUGUGUACGACUACAACUACUCACAUUACCAAGACACUAAAAGGCGGGCUGUCGGAAACUCGAAUUGAAAAGCGCAUUGUCAUUACUGGCGACUCGGACAUCGAUCACGACCAGGCCUUGGCCCAGGCCAUAAAGGAAGCCAAAGAGCAGCACCCCGACAUGUCUGUCACCCGUGUGGUAGUGCACAAGGAGACUGAACUGGCCGAGGAUGAUGAUUAAAGGAGAGAGCUGAAGCCUGUAAGGUUCGUCUUUCGCCUCAUUCGGAUGGACCUCUUCCCUCCGUUCUCUGUAUGAGUAAACGAGUGUUUGUCUCUCGGGAUGGAGGACAAGAGAAGACCUCAGUGAUGACAGCGCUUCGGACACCCGCAUUUGUUAUCGUUCAAGAAACAGAACCACUUAGCUAACUUUUUUUUGUAGCGUGUUUAUUAUUGAUGUUUUUAUCCCCCAGAAAGUUGUCCGAUGUUUAUUAAGAACAGAUAGCGUUUGCUCUACAAUUCUUUUUUUUUUUUUAUUAUUGUUAUAGCAGUGAUUCACAUUCCUAGCACGUUCAGAGGGGGACAGAUCUGGAGAGGGUAAGCUUAAAAAGAUGAAUUUUACAAUCCAGUCAUAGGGGAUUUCUAUUAGCUAUGAAUGAACACUUUGUAAAAUAAAAUAAAAUAAAAACUAGGUGGGCGGUCUAUUUACAUGCAUAUUAAAAAUGAUUUAUGAUCUCUGAGCAUUUUGUAAGGGGAUAGGGAGGGUUUAAUGUUGGUCAGGAGAAGGGGCUCGACUUCAGAUUAACGUAUUCAUAAUCUCUUCUUAAGGGACCAGCUUGAGACUCGGAGGCACGGUUUUUAUUUCCUCUACUCGCACAACAGUGCCAAUCCUUCCUCUAUGCAGUCAAACAAACAAACAAACACACAAACAUUCCACCACUGGGAGGUGCACUUUGUCUACCUCUUUUAGGGAAAAUAUGUAAUAAAAACUCCAUUAAAAAAUCCAGAAAAAAAAGAAAAAUUCUUAAAACUCUGGGCAGCUUUUUAACACAUUUUGCUUUUCCUACACAAAUUUCUGAUACCAAUAAUCAAAAGAUUAUUUUCUCUGAUAUUUUAAUGAAUUCUGUCUUGUGUGUAAACAGAUCAUUUUAGACCUUUUUUGAAUGAUCUAGGUUUGUUUUCCCCCCUUUUAAAUAUUUUUAAUAUAUUCUGAUCUUUUUUUUUUUUUGAUGAAAAGCAAAAGAAAAAAUGGAUUUGCCACAGUGGGAUUAUUGUACAUGUAGAUAAAUCAAUGAAGCUCCUCCCUCUCUGGCCUGGUACCAGUGCUAUCUUGCUCUCUCUCAUACUAUCUCUCUUGUAUUCUUGCUUUUAUUUCUCUAAAUAGCCCCCCUUCUAUUUGCCGCUAACCAGAGGCGCCAAUCGCACCCCUUCGUUUUUAGCAGCUUGAGUAAUUGUGUAAUUGUGUUUUUGGCCCCGCCCACCUACCAUCACCUCCUGUCCUCUUUGUGUAACACUGUUUAAAUAAAAGUUUGUUUAUUCUCUAA